Sphenostylis stenocarpa is the source of this 294-nucleotide messenger RNA. NCBI's taxonomy places the organism in Eukaryota, Viridiplantae, Streptophyta, Magnoliopsida, Fabales, Fabaceae. The record is from the annotation of a GenBank genome assembly.
AUGGGGCAUGGUGGAAAUCCACCUGGUUACAAUAAAUUGCUAGCAGAAGAAAACUAUAGCGAUCAAACUUUCCUGAUUUAUGCCAACAGCUACGGACCAAAGCAUUCAACGGCUGAAUUCAAAUAUGAUCAAAAUUGUGUCGUGGAGGCCCAAGAAGUCGACGAAACCAAGAUGAUAUCUUCAAACGAGUCACUGUCGCCAAAACCUACGACAACCAUAUCAAAGUUCAAACGCAUUGCAAACACCCUUCAUUCACAACUACCCCUCCUCCAGAGCAGAGGAAGCAUGUUGUAA